Strongyloides ratti is the source of this 363-nucleotide messenger RNA. RefSeq lists its product as hypothetical. Lineage: Eukaryota; Metazoa; Nematoda; Chromadorea; Rhabditida; Strongyloididae. Bases 1 to 363 code for a protein of 120 amino acids. The transcript has 3 exons. The record is from RefSeq and is a predicted model, not a curated record.
AUGGCAAAUACAAGAAAAGGUAAACUUACAUUAAAGCCAAAUGAGACGUUUGAAAUUUACGAACAUCGUCGUGCUACAUCACCUAAAAAUAUAAUGUCAGGAGGAUACUCUACCUCAAAUAAUUCUUUAAAUAAAACUCAAUAUUUUUAUCCUAAUAAAGAUCAAAUAUAUUUUUCACCACACGUUGACAAUCAUAAUCAAAUAAAUGAUGCAUUUUACAAUAUAAGAAUGCCUAUGAAUAUAUCUCCAAAACGUAAAUUCCCACUUGUAUGGGUUAUUGCUGCAGCAAUAUCAAUACCAUUAUUUAUAAUUUUAUGUAUGUUUAUUGCUGUAUGGUUACAAGAAUUAGGAUUUUUAAAAUAA